AUGGCUGACAUCGAGGAAGAAGGAAUUUGUUCGUCGGUCCCUCCGCUGCCCCGCUGCUCGUCGCGUAACGGCUCCGGAGGCAGCACGCCGGGCACGGUCGGCAGUGGUCAGGCGGCCACCACCGUCGCCUCGGGCCCGCGGCUGGUGCGGAUAGUGAAGUCCGACUCCGGCUACGGAUUCAACGUCCGGGGACAAGUUAGUGAAGGGGGGCAACUACGGAGCAUCAACGGGGAGCUGUACGCCCCGCUGCAGCACGUCAGUGCCGUUUUGCCGGGGGGCGCUGCCGACAGAGCCGGCAUCUCCAAAGGGGACAGGAUUCUCGAAGUUAAUGGGGUGAACGUGGAGGGGGCCACCCAUAAGCAGGUGGUGGACCUGAUCCGGGCCGGGGAGAAAGAGCUGGUGCUGGCCGUGCUGUCCGUUCCCCCCCAGGAGGCAGACUGCCUGGACCCAGGAGACGACGGCUCGGCCCAGUCCUGCUACGACUACUCUGACAAGCAGGCCGUCCCCAUCUCCGUGCCCACAUACAAACACACCGAGCUCAACCAAGAAAAGUUUGUGGUGUAUAAUGUUUACAUGGCAGGCAGACAGCUGUGCUCCAAGCGCUACCGGGAGUUCGCCAUCUUACACCAGAACCUGAAGAGAGAGUUUGCCAACUACACGUUCCCCAAGCUGCCCGGGAAGUGGCCCUUCUCCCUGUCGGAGCAGCAGCUGGACGCACGGCGCAGGGGACUGGAGGAGUACCUGGAGAAAGUGUGCUCAGUACGGGUCAUUGGGGAGAGUGACAUCAUGCAAGAGUUCCUGUCUGAAUCAGAUGAGCUCAUCUACUCACGGUUACACAUCCACCCCCAGGGUCUGAUGGAGAGCAGCACAGACAGAACACAGUGUGUCUGUUUGCGAAAGCCUCGCCCCCAACGAGUUCCCCACAAGCUGUACGUCCAGAACUACACCUCGGCUGUGCCAGGGACCUGCCUCACCCUGCGCAAGUGGCUCUUCACCACCGAAGAAGAGAUCCUGCUCAGUGAUAACCAGCUGGCCAUCAGCUACUGUUUUCACCAGGCUGUGGAUGAGGUGAAGAAGGCCUUCAUCAAGACCGAGCAGAAAUCCUACCAGCUGCAGAAGCUGGCUGAGCAGAAGAAGAUGACCACGUAUCUCAGUUUGUUGCGGACUUGUGGGUACAAUGAGAUCAUCUUCCCCCACUGCUCCUGUGACUCUCGACGUAAAGGCCACGUUAUCACAGCCAUCAGCAUAAACCACUUCAAACUGCACGCCUGCACCGAGGAGGGCUGUUUCCAGAACCAGGUGAUAGCGUUCGACUGGGGGGAGAUGCAGAGGUGGGACACGGAUGAAGAAGGAAUGGCCUUCUGCUUUGAGUACGCACGAGGAGAGAAGAAACCACGUUGGGUCAAGAUCUUCACGCCCUAUUUCAACUACAUGCACGAGUGCUUCGAGAGAGUCUUCUGUGAGCUCAAGUGGAGGAAGGAGGUGGAAGAGGAGGCAACGGACAAGGACAAUAAGAACUGCAGUAAAGAUGAAUAUCUUCCAGCUGUUGAGGCACAGAAGGGAUGGAGGCACCUAGGAGAGGAGAUCAUCACCUCCUAACUCUACACCUCCCUCAUCAUUAGCUCUGUUCAGUUCAGCCCUCAUCCAACCCCCCACCCCCCCAGCUCCCGCCCCCCCAGGACCUGACGGCACUCGGCUAUUAACUCCAUAGUCAUCAACGACACUCCGGCAACUACGAACCAAACAGGUUACGCGCCAUUAUAAAACAAACCGACAAAAGUUAAGAAAUGACUUAAAACCACGUAACACAUAAACUCAGCGGUACUCCAUAAACUCAAACACGCGGAUUCCGGGAAGAGUCUGUCUCACUGGCAGGUACUUGGACUCGAAUGUGAUUCUGUCGGCGGAGAAGGUUCCCGAGCCUUCUGUGCAGCAGACCUAUCCGGAGGAGGAGGACAGAGAGGAUGGAGCUGGAACUAACCGGAGCAGUGAAGGCUUUCAUCCAGCUACAGGGUGCAGCACAUUCAGAGAGACUGAUCACAGAUGCUGAUACGGGUCUGCCGAGCGCCACAACAAAGGGACGCCCGGCCCCUCGCUUUAUGAAAGAGAGUGGCAGCGUCGACCUGUUUGACUGGCCGGCUGAAUAGCGGGCGUGGGCGUGUUUUUAUAAGGGUGUUUACUUUAGUCUGCAUGUUCACAGCGGGCCCGCUCCCGGCUCCCACCGGAGAGGGAGGGGGCCCGAACGGGGAUGGAGAGACCCCCUAAGAGAGUCAUGUAAACAGUAACCUUAAUCGCAUACAUUUAUUUUCUCAAGUCUGGCGCCGCCGACGUCAGCAUUUCUAAGAGAAACGAACUCAAAUUAGUGGAAACGAGAAGAAAAAGAAUCAGCUGAAAGAGAGGGCAGACCAGUUUAGUGCGCGAGACCGAUCGCUGGCGUUUCAUCCGGUCAGCGUUCUCAUCGAUAGUGAACGAUUUUUAUUGGGCGUACAAAACGAAAUGUUUGAUACGCGAGCAGGUAAUUGUUCAAGUCUAUGCUACUUUUGCACUUUAAACUUCAGUAUUAUAGUAUUUCAACUUCCAAAUGAGUAAACAAGCAGAUAUAUGACAUAAUAUUGCAAUAGGCCUCUUUUAUUUCAGUUGAAUGUCAUUUUGGACUUUAUUGAUAUGCAAGAUAAUAGGUAAAAUAGCAUAAAGGUGCAUCAUGCAGGAACUUUGCUAGAUUUUGGCAUUGUGCGUGUUUACAAUAUAUGAAAUUAAGCUCUACACGUCCUUAGAGGGCAGGCCAUGUGAAAAAAAAAAAAAAAGCACAGUCCAGGCUAUUCAGACAAAGGGGGCUGUGCUACCUUGUUGAGCAUGCUUUUCCCAGUAGAGACAGCAGGGGGCCCUCUCUCCCUGUCCUCUCUUUGUCUGACAGUGCAGUAGAUCACAGGCCAUUAGUUCGUCUCCAAGAGUCGCCCCCCCCUCCCGGAUUGCACAACAGCGCUGUAAUUUAGUGACCCGCAAGACCAUAUAUUUUUCUGGGAGCUGUACUUAGUCAUACUAUUACACCACCUCGUCAGGUCUAGAACUCCACCCAGCAGGAGUAGUAAGAUGACGUCACCUGAAGUGAAGGGCCGGCACGCCACGUCGUUUAUCAACCCGAAUGAUAUGUAGAUUAACAUGGACAUCCACCAUAUGGUUCUGCAGGAGGAACUUCCUGUGUAGCGCAGCCAUGUGGAGAGAGCGUACUGUGAGAAUACAAAGUAUGAUCUUUUCAUCUGCAGGCAGCAGAGCCCCAGAGGAGGGUACAGUCACGCUGGUGUUCAGCACCGCUCGUUUUUAACAAGGUUCGGUUGGUUUUAACGGGGGUUCAGCUGAAUGUGUUGAGCUUUUAUGAUUGAAAUGUCCAGUUCUGAAGGCUCACCAUGUUUCCCAGUCGACCGGACAAGGCCCGACCAUCGACAUGGCGGAUUGUCUUGACGUCUCAUCUGCCCACCGGUCACAUCUCUCAGCCAGCCCUCUCUUCUCUCUCAACUCUCUCUGACUGAAGACAAGUAUCAUUUGUCAACCUAAACUUUAUUUAUUUCAAUAAUAUGCGAUAUUUAAGUAAGCUAGCAUCUCCAGUUGUACAGUAUUUUCACCUGGUAGGUUUUGGCUUUUGAAGAAUCAUGCAAAGUGAAAAGACGGAAGAUGGGCAAACAGCAGAUUGUCGUGAUGUUACGUUUCAGCAUCACAAACUGGUAUUUGGUUAAAUCGCUUACUGUAAUAAAUUGUAUCAUAUUCUUUUAAAUAAACUGAUUUACUGAUGCAAA
Messenger RNA from Lampris incognitus (smalleye Pacific opah), 3791 nucleotides. RefSeq names its product sorting nexin 27b (gene snx27b). Gene Ontology annotation, biological process: intracellular protein transport. The record is from RefSeq and is a predicted model, not a curated record. NCBI's taxonomy places the organism in Eukaryota, Metazoa, Chordata, Actinopteri, Lampriformes, Lampridae. Gene Ontology annotation, cellular component: early endosome. Gene Ontology annotation, molecular function: protein binding; phosphatidylinositol-3-phosphate binding.